Ilyonectria robusta is the source of this 1125-nucleotide messenger RNA. Its product is annotated as short chain dehydrogenase/reductase. The record is from RefSeq and is a predicted model, not a curated record. Gene Ontology annotation, molecular function: oxidoreductase activity. Gene Ontology annotation, cellular component: endoplasmic reticulum. The transcript has a single exon. Lineage: Eukaryota; Fungi; Ascomycota; Sordariomycetes; Hypocreales; Nectriaceae. The coding region runs from base 23 to 958 and encodes 311 amino acids.
UUUCUCCAUCGCGACCCAGAAGAUGCGCGAAAUUAUCGUCAAUUUGCUGUUCGGCGCCGGGAUCCUCGCUGUUAGCAGUGCGCUUUUUCAAGUCGCUAGCUUCUUCUUCAUCUACCUUCGCCCAUCCAAGCUGCACCGCUAUCGACACACAACCGCUGGAAAACCCGCGUGGGCUUUAGUCACCGGUUCCUCAGCUGGCAUUGGCAAGGCAUAUGCCUAUGAGCUUGCAUCUCAUGGUUUCAACGUGGCUCUGCAUGGCCGCAGCGCCGCAAAACUAGCAAAUGUCCGUGAGGAGCUUGCUGCAGCAUUUCCAAAUUGUUCCUUCAAGACAAUCGUUGCCGACGCGUCUCAGUGUGCAACGGAUACAAUUGUUUCGGCGCUGCAAGGUCUGAACCUGACGGUCCUGAUAAACAAUGCUGGCGGGGGUCCCUUUCCGAGUUUCGGCAUGGUGUCUGACUACACCGAGCGAGAGAUCAUGGAUAAUGUGAACCUCAAUGCCAUGUUUCCGACGUUGCUGCUCUCAAGAUUGCUCCCGACAUUGGUGAGCAAUGCACCAAGCUUGGUUAUCAACAUGGGCUCCAUGUCAGACAACGGGUUGCCGCUGAUGUCCUUCUACAACGGGAGUAAGGCUUUCGGCCGCAUCCUCUGUCAGACAUUGGCACAUGACAUGGCUCUCGAGGGUCAAGCAGUAGAGGUCAUGUGCGUACAGACGGGAGGUGUCACUGGGACGAGUAAAAUCCAGAUGAAGCCAGAUCUAUUUAAUCCGGAUACGAGGACAUUUGCAAGGGCGGCACUGGCGAGAGUGGGCUGUGGGAGGGCCGUGGUGGUGGGAUAUUUCCCUCACGCGAUGCAGCAAGUUAUGGCUGACAUGAUGCCCGGGAUUGUGAAGAGAAAGGUGUUCAUCACCGUCAUGAAAAAGCGGCGAGAGGAUGAAAGAAAGCGAAUAAAGAACAACUAAAUGGGUCGGCGCGAUGAGCGUGCGUUUACGUACAUUUUGACUGUGUAUUAGUGAGGUGUGAAGAUAAAUAGCAUAAGGCCUGGAGUAUCAAAGGUGAGAUCGGAUUACUGAAAACGUAUCGUUAACAUGAUAGACUGAGAUCUAAAUUGAAACCGUCCUACUGCCAA